Messenger RNA from Acanthopagrus latus (yellowfin seabream), 968 nucleotides. RefSeq lists its product as uncharacterized. The record is from RefSeq and is a predicted model, not a curated record. The transcript is spliced from 9 exons. Lineage: Eukaryota; Metazoa; Chordata; Actinopteri; Spariformes; Sparidae. Bases 264 to 944 code for a protein of 226 amino acids.
GUCUGGUUCAUUGGGUCAGUAUGACUACAUUUUGUGGCACAGCGAAUGGCGAAACAGUUAAGCUGUCAGUGAUGUUCUUGUGAAGCACAUUCCUGUCACAGACAAGAUCUUCCUUCCAAGAAUAGUGGGUCAUUCAACUCCAGAGACAGGGAACCACUUCAUCCUUUGGGUGAUCCACCAUAAAACAUUCAAGGUGUUUGACUUCAAAGUCAAAGAAAUUAGGAUAUACGACUCACUGACGGCUCACACACGUAUCAAAGACAAUGACAUGGAGCUCCUCAGAAAUGUCUUCAGACUAUCUGGUGGCCUCCAAGGUUGGAGUGUCAAAUAUCCUUCACAGUGGAAGCAGCAGGACUCAGUCAGCUGCAGCUGAAAAUGAAGUUACUAAUCUGGAGGUUACUGUGGAGGCCCUAACCCUGAACCAGUGUAGGACUCUGCGUCUGCACCAUGCCACCCAGAUGAUCAAAAACCUGAAUGCUGAGGACUUUCCACUGACAAAGGAAGACCUGUUAAAGGUGGAAGAAAAAGAAGCAAAGCUGCAGGAAGCAGAUGCAAAAGAGAAAAACUCCAGCAGCCAUUGCCUGGCCUGGAAGAUAAAUGUUUUCCAUGAGCACAUCAAGACAUACACAUGGGUGCAAUGCACAGUUUGUAAAAACUGGCUGCAUUUUAAGUGUGCUGGUGUGGAGGGUGACUGGAAAUCCAAAGACUUCUUUUGUGGAUGCGACAUUGUGCAAAAUGUAGACAACAUCAUGGAGUCGGUUGAGGCAGAUGACAUUCUGUCCGAUGGAGAGAUAAAGGAUUUGGAGAAAAAACUACUAAGUGGGCAGGUUCUCUCCAACAGAAUGUAUCUGUGGAGACACAGGGGGUUUGAUCCAGCUGUAAAAAAGCUGUACAGUGAACAUCUCACUGUGUUAUGUUAUCCGCGCUCCUUCAGCUGUGGAUGACCUCAAUGACCCUCAGUAGCUCAA